UCAGGAUGGCAGCUGCCGUGAGCCCAAUGAAGGUAUUGGUUCAAGAUGGAAAUGCACUUGUCUGGAAUGUGGCUGAUGUGCAAAAGCUGCGCAGUCACGGAAUAGUUGGUAUCAUGGAUGGUGUACUACCGGAUAAUCCACAGCAAGUCCAGACACAAGGCCUGCCCAUGAUGCUCAUGAAAGAAGCAGCCACGAUACUCCAAGAAAUGGGUGUCAUUGAGUUGGUGCAUAACCCUGAUUUGAGCAAUACUUCUACAGAAAACCUGGAGGAGAAGUUUAGAGGGAUGAUGCUUGACUCUGAUCAGGCCUUGCAAGUAGAGAAAUAUUAUGAGGACAGGAAAAGACAUAUCACUAAAAAUGCAGACAAAAUAUUGCAAAGUGCCAAAAAGAAAAAUGACAAGCUUGAUCCAGGGGAUCCUAAAAAGGUCCCUGAUUCUGAAUUAACCAAGGAGAAAGUUAUCAAUGAUAAAAUUAAUCAAAUUCCACCUCCUAAACUAGGAUCCAUGCUUGUUCGGAUCCACAAUGAGUGUCCUUUUAUUAAAGAAUUGAAAAGUGAGAAAGCCCCCUGGGACUUUCCUUCAAGACGAAGAGAUAAAUUGGUCUAUCAUGCCUUCAAAGAUUUAUGGGAGAGAGGCUACUGGCUGCUAUCAGGCCUUGACUGCGGUGUAGAUUUUCUCCUCUAUACUGACGAUCCAAUUUUAGUUCAUGCCAUGUAUGGAGUAGUGGUUGUUCCUGCCACAGCUGAUGACAGUGAAGACGGUCAAGCUGGUCUACAUAUGAGAGAUAUGACUGCGGUUGUUCGUCUUAAUAACUUCAGCAAACGUAAAACGCUCAUAGCAUUCGUCAAACUCGACGGCACUAUCAGUUACACAGCACUUUCUUGGGAAGGCUUUUCUUUUGCAGGCUCUACAUUGGAGUAGGCACAGGAUUAAGUAUUAUUUCAUAAGUUAAAUGAGUCAUGCAUUGGAAUUAAUGUUUGUACUCUGCUGAUUGCUGUGCAAUCUAAUCUUUCCUACCAUUGUUGUGACAGUCUUUAUAAGUUAACUUAUAGGUCAGAAGGCCUUCAUGAGGAAUUUAAAAUUAAGUGUGUUACAUAAAAUGCAAGUAAUCAUCUUUAUCUUUAUGUGACCUCUGUCCGCUCCUGUGUUCAUAUAUUUUCAAACUUUUUUCAACCAUGCUCAAGUUGUAUAAACACUUGUGGUUGAAUUUGGAACAGCAUUUGUUUUCAGAGCAAUCCAGUCACUUGAACGUAUACACCGAAUUAUUCCCUGAUGGCAUUUGUGCUUUAUAUUGUGACAUCAUUAUAGUGUACGUACUUGUCUUGGUGGCAGUCAAACCUCUAGACCAGUCAAAUCUGAUGUCUCAGUCAAAUACAUUAUUGAGUAUGCUUAUUAGAAGUAUGAGUAUGCUUAGUUCUCGUUCCGGUGCAAACAUCGCACCGAAACGAUAAAUCUUCUGUUUAAUGAAACGAGAAAAUUUUCCUGGACAGUUAUUAAUGAAAUCUUCCAGAAAAAAUAUCAUUACGGUACUUUUUAACCUUCUUGACAUCACAAUAAACUUGACGAGCAAC
This is a messenger RNA of Hyalella azteca, 1570 nucleotides long. It is a transcript of the gene Tsen34, whose product is annotated as tRNA-splicing endonuclease subunit Sen34. Lineage: Eukaryota; Metazoa; Arthropoda; Malacostraca; Amphipoda; Hyalellidae. Gene Ontology annotation, molecular function: nucleic acid binding; tRNA-intron lyase activity. Gene Ontology annotation, biological process: tRNA splicing, via endonucleolytic cleavage and ligation; tRNA-type intron splice site recognition and cleavage. The record is from RefSeq and is a predicted model, not a curated record.